AUGAAUAAAUUAUUGCUCAUAAUUCUAAAUUGCUGUUUGGGUAGUUUAUUUAUGGGGUUCUGUUUGGGGCAGAUGAAUGUGAUUAGCACAGAUGUAUAUAAUGUGUAUAAAAUCGAUGAUACUUUUACCAAAGGUCUGAUGCAAUCCUUAUUAACCAUAGGAGGAGGGGUAGGUUCCAUAUCAGCAUCAAUAUUGAUGGGCUUGUUUUCCAGAAGAAGGAGUCUGUAGAUAACUGAUCUCUUUGGGAUUAUGGCCAUAAUGAUGGCAUUCAUUGAUUAAAGCAAAUAUGCUCUUCUGGCUUCUCGUUUCUUUGUGGGUGUUGUAUUAGGACUUAAUGGAGUUCUAGUACCUGUAUAUAUAAACGAGAUGGCGCCAAAAGAGAAGGCAGGGUUUUUGGGGACAAUGAAUCAAUUGUUUAUUACUUUAGGAAUAUUGUUUACAUUUUUGAUGUCCUACUUCUAAGACAUUUCAUUACCAAUCCCUUUUUACAAGUUGAUGCUCUAUCUGCCUAUUAUCCCUUGCAUAGUAAGAGCAAGUGCCUUGUCGACUGUGUUUAAGUAUGAAACACCUGUAUACUGUGUCAAACACCAUUUGAACCAGUAAUUACAUAGAGUGUUGGAAAUGAUAUACAAUGAAAAGGGAGAGAAAAUGUACGAUUAAUUUUAAUCAUAAUAAAAAUCGACUGAGAGGAGAAUCACUUUCAAUCAAUUGUUUUCAUCCAAGUAUAGAUUUCGUUUGUUCAUUGGAAUUUCUCUUGCCUCCUUACAACAGUUGGGAGGUAUAAAUGGUAUUAUGUUCUAUUCUUCUUCAAUAUUUGAUUAAGUGACUGGCCAAGCAUCUCAAAAGGUGUUUUAUUUGAAUUUAAUCGUUGGCUUUAUUGGAGUAUUUACAGCCUUAUUAGCUACUGUAAUAAUCGAGUAAUUUGGCAGAAAGCCCAUUUUAAAGUAUGGAGCCCUAUUGUGUUUUAUAAGUUUAUUGAUGUUAACAUUUGUCAUGUCGAAUAGUGUAGGGAAUACACCAUUUGGAUAGUAUUCAAUUGUGAUUUGUAUAUUCUCCUACCUAUUCGGCUUUGGAUUCUCCUUGGGCCCUUUGCUGUUUAUUUAUUUAACUGAAAUAUUACCAGACUUAGGAGUGAGUGCCAGUGGUUUGAUGAAUUGGAUGUCUGGGGGAUUGGUAGCCUAGAUGUUCCCAAUUAUUGCCUCAUAUGACAUCUCGUAUUGCUUUGCCUUGUUUUCCAUGUUUAAUUUUUUAGCUUACUUGAUUAUCCAAUAUAAAGUGAUUGAAACGAAAGGAUUAGAUAAGGAAACUGUUGACAAAUAUUUUGAAAAUCAAAAGUUUGAUUACAUACCUUAUUAGGAGGCUUACCAAGAAGAAAGAUUUCGUUGA
Messenger RNA from Paramecium tetraurelia, 1386 nucleotides. RefSeq lists its product as uncharacterized. The transcript is spliced from 6 exons. Gene Ontology annotation, molecular function: carbohydrate:proton symporter activity. Gene Ontology annotation, cellular component: membrane. Gene Ontology annotation, biological process: transmembrane transport; carbohydrate transport. NCBI's taxonomy places the organism in Eukaryota, Ciliophora, Oligohymenophorea, Peniculida, Parameciidae. The record is from RefSeq and is a predicted model, not a curated record.